AAUGAAGAGGAGGAGCUGAUGAUGUUUAAAGGAGGAGCUGUAACUAUAUAUAAUGAAGAGGAAGACGGACAGAAACAGAAAUGGCUGAUAAGUGUGAUCUGUGUCUGCUGGGACUGAUCGUUCUCUCUUCACUUCUCACAGGAACCAGUGGAGUGGAUGAUGCUCAUGUGUUCAUCAGUUCUGGUGUAAAUGUCUCUCUGUCCUGUAAUAAUGAUCUUUCUGACUGCAAAUCAACAUCAUGGACCUACAGCAGAUAUUCAUCAGUUAAACUGAUUGAUCGAGGAAUAAAGAAUAAAGACACAGAGAGACAUGAGAGACUGAGUCUGGAGUCUGACUGCUCUCUGAACAUCAAGAACGUCACAGAAGAAGAUUAUGGAUAUUACAGCUGCAGUCAAUAUGUGAAUGGAGCACAACAAGGACCUGGUGCUUAUGUUUAUCUGCAUGUUCUUCAUGUGUCUUCAUCUUCAUCAUCAUCAUCUUCAUCAUCAUCAUCAUCAUCAUCAUCCUCACAGACUGAGAUCAGUCCAGGCCGCUCUGUGACUCUCUCCUGUCAGUUGUAUUCAUAUAUUCCCUGUGAUUGCAUGUCCCCCUGUGAUUAUUUGUUUAGUUCCGAGGGACUUGAGCUUUUGUGGGUGAAUCAGACUGGUGUUGAUCUGAAGACAGACUCCAGAUAUCAGAUAUUAUCAUCAUCAUAUCACUGUAUGAUCACUCUGACUACAACACUCCUGAAUGAAGAUGCCAACAGAGAGUGGAGAUGUCAGCUUACUCGCAGAGAUCAACUCAAGACCUCAGUCACAUACACUGUCAAGUAUUCAGAUCCAGCUGAUCCAGCAUCAGAAACUGCUGGAUUAUUAUACAGAGUGAUUGUGAGUAUUGUUGAGAUCGCAGUGUUUGCUGCUCCUACUGUGAUUCUUCUUCAGAUCAUCUGUGCAAGAAGAGCUGGGAGGAAGGACUCGAAGCGCCCGGAGGAAAUAGAGAUGCCCACAAUAUUACAAUAAAACACGGAUGAGUUCAGAAUCUGCAGCAAUAUUUACAAUAGCAGAAAC
Rhinichthys klamathensis goyatoka is the source of this 1046-nucleotide messenger RNA. RefSeq lists its product as uncharacterized. Gene Ontology annotation, molecular function: MHC class II protein binding; protein tyrosine kinase binding. NCBI's taxonomy places the organism in Eukaryota, Metazoa, Chordata, Actinopteri, Cypriniformes, Leuciscidae. The transcript is spliced from 6 exons. Gene Ontology annotation, biological process: interleukin-15-mediated signaling pathway; positive regulation of ERK1 and ERK2 cascade; T cell activation. The record is from RefSeq and is a predicted model, not a curated record. Gene Ontology annotation, cellular component: membrane raft; external side of plasma membrane. Bases 81 to 998 code for a protein of 305 amino acids.